CUUUUAUUUUUGAAAAAAACAGCCGGAAGUCUUUGUCUGACUAACAAUACACCUACACUGCUUGAACUUGAAGCGCCUCCUCGAGUUUCUUUAAUUAUUAAACUACGCUUUGUUAUUUCUGAUAAACAGUAUAUAUACAAAUUCAAGGUGGGGACAUCAAAAACAAAUUAUUGUUUGUUUUGCGACGGUUUAACUCCGUUUUGUGACCGGAAACGCUGCUGUCUGAUACCGGAAGCGCUGUGUUUCCGGUUCCAGACGCGCCAAAAAUCAAAACAAGACGGAGUUUGGUUUUUUUUACACUUUCGUACUAGUUUUUCCCGAGAGAGAAAUAACUGAAUAAAAUACAGACAUGGGCACAACGGCAACGUAAACGACUGGACUGUUUGAUCGAUGAGCCGCAGCUAAUGAUGGAUACAUGAUGAACCAGCAGCCCUGUGGGUGCAAUUAAUAGUCCCAUAUUAGUGAUUAAUAAGCACUUGAGGAUGAGUAAGUGGGGCGACCGACUGAAGAAGGUUGAGCAGCUCGCUCAGUCCUUCCAGCUGAAACCUCUGGCAUCACGCUACAAACCUCGACUGUGGCCAUGCCAGCCGUCCUCCGUGUGGAAGCUCUUCCCUCGGCAAAGUAUGGCGAUCAGCUUCGCUCAGAGCUGCAAAGAGACCGUCCAUGUUUUUGCACUUGAAAAAGAAAACACACCGCUGGGUCAAAGGAUCUACCUGGUUACCAGUUACAGUGAGCUGUGGCAUUACUACAAGACUUACCCACAGUCGUUGAUGCACUGCUAUGAGGUGAUACCAGAGGGCACUGUUUGUAAGCUCUACUUUGAUUUGGAGUUUCAUAAGCCCUCAAACAAAGAGGCUGAUGGGCAAGCUAUGGUGUCUUCACUCAUCCAGUAUGUUUGUGACAAGCUGAUGGAAGUUUAUGGGAUUAAAUGCUCCUCAAACAACAUCCUCAAUCUUGACUCCAGCACAGAAGAGAAAUUCAGUCGACAUCUCAUCUUCAAUCUCCAGAAUGCAGUGUUCAAAGACAACAUACAUGUGGGUAGGUUUAUCCACGCAAUCCUCCAACCAGUCCUGAGCACACACAAAAGUGGAAGUAGCCUAAAUGAUGAGAUCAAUUCGGUGGCAGAAAACAACGAAACACGCAGAACACAUUCUAAUUCUGGGGAGAAGCCAUCAAAGGCAGGUGAGACAACUGAGAGUCCACAGGCCAAGAGACGCAAGUGGGGAGAGAGAGACCUCAAGUUCCUCCAGGUGAAAAACAAGGACGGCCAGGACUGCCUUUUUGUUGAUCUUGGUGUUUACACCAAGAACAGAAAUUUCCGCCUUUACAAGUCAUCAAAAGCUGGAAAGAACGCUGCAUUCACGGUGGCAGACGACAACAAGUUUAUUACCAAACGUGAGAAGGGAAUUUCUCCCGAGGAAAGUGUUUUCUUGGCUUCCUUGAUCUGUAAUCUGAGUUUCACAGGUCAAAAGAUUCUUACGUGGGACGUCCCGGGAACAAAGGAAGCCAAAACCUUGAGGCCUCACUGCGAGCAGGAAUUAGCCAAAGAUCCAGACUUGCUCUCUGGCUGCGAGUCGUCCCCUCAUCGCGAAGUGGACAGCUUUGUGUUAACUGUGGUUAAAAAGGAUGGAAUACAUGGAAGCAUCAGACGAUGGAACUACUUUGCUGCUGAACAACUGCUUGUGUACGACAUCGCAAAAUAUCGCUGGUGUGAAAACGUGGGAAGGUUUCACAAAAGCAACAACAUCAUGAUUGUUGUGGAUCUCAAAGAGGAAGUGUGGUACCAGAAGUGUCACGACCCUGAAUGCAAGAACUUCAGAUCCUCAAGUUACCCACUGCCUCCAGAGAUCUGCGUCAGCUACAUCAUGACACUGGAUGAUGAAGACCAGGCCUACUUAAUGGACGAUGCUGGUAACAUUGAACCCAGCCAGACAUCAAACCAGGCCCGGCAGAGUAGCGUGUGUCCACUGGGGUCUGCUGAUGUCUGGGGAGAUGGCCAGGAAGACCAGGACUAUUUAGAGAGCCUGGAGAACUUUGAACAAAACAACGGAGAUAUCUCUGAUGAGCUUCUGCUCAAAUGUAUGGCAGAUUUUGACUCACGGUAGACGGUGAGGUUCAUGUUUUUUUUGCACUGAUUGUAGAGGCAUAAAGUACACUUGGUUCACUUUAAGGCUCCAAUUUAGCAAUUCAUGAACAGCAUAUAAUGUGUAAUAAAAGAUUAAAUUAUAUUUAUUAAAACUUUAAGUGUCCUUA
This is a messenger RNA of Acanthopagrus latus (yellowfin seabream), 2253 nucleotides long. RefSeq names its product primase and polymerase (DNA-directed) (gene primpol). Gene Ontology annotation, molecular function: DNA-directed DNA polymerase activity; chromatin binding. Gene Ontology annotation, biological process: replication fork processing; error-prone translesion synthesis; mitochondrial DNA replication. Gene Ontology annotation, cellular component: nucleus; mitochondrial matrix. The transcript has 14 exons. The record is from RefSeq and is a predicted model, not a curated record. Bases 483 to 2105 code for a protein of 540 amino acids. NCBI's taxonomy places the organism in Eukaryota, Metazoa, Chordata, Actinopteri, Spariformes, Sparidae.